This is a messenger RNA of Lepus europaeus (European hare), 891 nucleotides long. RefSeq names its product glutamyl-tRNA amidotransferase subunit C (gene GATC). The record is from RefSeq and is a predicted model, not a curated record. Gene Ontology annotation, biological process: glutaminyl-tRNAGln biosynthesis via transamidation; regulation of translational fidelity; mitochondrial translation. The transcript has 4 exons. Gene Ontology annotation, cellular component: glutamyl-tRNA(Gln) amidotransferase complex; mitochondrion. Gene Ontology annotation, molecular function: glutaminyl-tRNA synthase (glutamine-hydrolyzing) activity. NCBI's taxonomy places the organism in Eukaryota, Metazoa, Chordata, Mammalia, Lagomorpha, Leporidae. The coding region runs from base 40 to 450 and encodes 136 amino acids.
CUUACGGGUGGCGCACUACGGGUGCCGAGAAGGGGAGACAUGUGGGCGCGGGCAAUACGGCUGGGCCUUCGGGCUCCCCUGGGUGGGUCCCGGGCCUUCACCGCCAAGGCGGAUCCUCAGGGAAGUGGCCGGGUGACGGCCGAGGUGAUCGAGCACCUGGAGCGUCUAGCGCUCGUGGACUUCGGCAGUCGGGAGGCCGUAGCGCGGCUGGAGAAAGCCAUCGCCUUCGCCGACCGGCUGCGCGAGGUGGACACGGACGGGGUGGAGCCCAUGGAGUCGGUCCUGGAGGACAGAUGUCUAUACCUGAGAUCCGACAAUGUAGUAGAAGGCAACUGUGCUGAAGAGCUACUACAAAACUCCCAUCGCGUCGUGGAGGAGUAUUUUGUGGCCCCCCCAGGUAAUAUCCCUUUGCCAAAGCUGGAUGAACAAGAGUCCUUCCCACACAACUGAUUAGCUAUUUUGGGAAGGGAGCACCCUGCAAACAUGUGGAAGCACAAUGAUGGAAUUUUAUUGUAAACACUAAUGUCCCCAUUUCCUUCGGUCACCUGGAAAAAAUGGAUGCCUUUCUUAAUCAACUCUUCUGAAGAUAGAAUUGGAAAAGACCUAGCAAAAAUGAAGCAAUGAGUUCCUGGUGCUAACGGAAGUAAAAGAGCAAAAGCUUCCAAGGAAAUGGAUUGAGUAUUUCACUUAGAGGCCUGUUCAGCAUGAAAAACAUUAUUCUCCCUUAUCUCCCUCUAAAAAGACUGUCUACCAAACUGCAUGAGUAGCUUUUCUGUUUAAGUAACUGGAAGGCAGAGCACUUGACCACUGUGUGACAAUCUCAACUGUCAUUUUCACUGCUGUUUCUGGGACUCAAGCAGCUGUAUCUCUAUUAAACAUAACUUGAAUUUG